This is a messenger RNA of Lampris incognitus (smalleye Pacific opah), 2663 nucleotides long. It is a transcript of the gene capn12, whose product is annotated as calpain 12. Gene Ontology annotation, molecular function: calcium-dependent cysteine-type endopeptidase activity; calcium ion binding. The transcript is spliced from 22 exons. Gene Ontology annotation, cellular component: cytoplasm. The record is from RefSeq and is a predicted model, not a curated record. NCBI's taxonomy places the organism in Eukaryota, Metazoa, Chordata, Actinopteri, Lampriformes, Lampridae. The coding region runs from base 240 to 2384 and encodes 714 amino acids. Gene Ontology annotation, biological process: negative regulation of apoptotic process; proteolysis.
GUGUUAUUAUGCGGACUGCCGCUCAGCCGAAGCCCCGGGCGCUCUGCAUUCCAGCCCGGCUCCCUGCUCGGGAGAGGUGGCGUUGUGCUGUAUUUAAGCGCCGCGUUCCUGCAAGCCGGCGCCACUGAAGUGAUAGUUAAUGCACCGAGCCCGGACCCUCUCCUGCUGCGGACACCCGGCACGAUUCUGUCGUCUCAGUUGUUGUUGUUUUUAUUUUUACCACUACUAUUAUUGACAAUAUGCCGAUCCGGAAGGCAGAGUUAGGUUCCAUAGAAAAUCCGAUCAAAUUUCAGGAUCAGGACUUCGACACUCUCCGGGAUGAGUGUCUGAGGGCUGCGUCUUUAUUUUGUGACCCUGCAUUCGCUGCCGACCAGGACUCCAUCGGUGUGCCCGGGGACCCGGACCCCAGCAAGGAGACCAAGUGGCGGCGACCCAAGGAGAUCAGCAAGAAUGCCGUGUUUGUGGAGGGCACGACUGGGACCACCGAUAUCUGCCAGGGCCAGCUGGGUAACUGCUGGCUCCUCGCUGCCCUGUCCUGCCUGACCAUGCACCCCAAACUUUUUGUGAAGGUGGUACCACCCGAACAAAACCUAUCUGAGCCCUAUGCCGGAAUCUUCCAUUUCAGGUUCUGGCAGUAUGGUGAGUGGGUGGAAGUGGUGGUGGAUGACAGGCUGCCGGUGCGCGAGGGCCGUCUGCUCUUCAGCUACUCUCACACCCGCAACGAGUACUGGAGCGCCCUGGUGGAGAAGGCCUACGCCAAACUGAUGGGCUCGUACGCGAGUCUGAAGGGGGGCAACAUUUCGGAGGGGAUGAAGGACUUCACGGGGGGCAUCGCGUACUCCCUCCCUGUGUCCUCCCGUACCCCACCAGUACUCUGGAGGGCUCUCGCAGCCGCCCUGUCCCGCGGCAGCCUGCUCAGCUGUUUCAUACAGGCCAGCAGCUACAGUGAGGUGGGUAAGGUGACAGCAGAUGGGCUGGUCAAGGGCCAUGCGUACGCCAUCACUGACAGUGACAAGGUGAUGAAGGCAUCGAAGGAAACUUUGCUGCUUCGACUGAGGAACCCCUGGGGUUUUGUGGAAUACUCUGGACCCUGGAGCGAUACGAGUAAUGACUGGAAUGAUGUGGACAGCGCUGAAAAAAAAAGGAUUGAGCUGAAAAAGAAAGAGGACGGAGAGUUCUGGAUCAGUGCAGGGGACUUCAGCAAGCUGUUUGAUACGGUCGAGUUAUGCAGUUUGAACCCCGACAACCUGAUAGGGGCACAGCACACCUCACCUGCCUCCCCUUCUGUCUGGACCAUCAGCGAACACGAGGGCGCCUGGGUAAAAGGAAGCUCCGCCGGAGGAAGCCGCAGAUACCACCGAUCAUUCUGGAAGAAUCCCCAGUUCGAGUUGGUUCUCUCAGAGCAAGACAAGCCAGAUGAGGAUGAUGAGGAUGACGAAGAGGAUGAGGAUGAAGAUGACGAGGAGAUGACCCCGGAGGAGGAGAAGCGAGCGGAGAAGCAAAGGAGAAAAGGGAACCAGUGCACGGUGCUGGUGGAGCUCCUCCAGAAGGACCGGCGGGUGAAGAAUAAAGUCAACUUCCUGUACAUGGGAUUCCACAUCUACAGGGUCCCCCCUGAGCUUCAGGGUUUGUGCCUGGACCAGAAAUUUUUCCGUAAAAAUCGCCCCGUGGGCCGCUCUGGGAAGUACAAGCCUCAGAGGGCUGUGUGGAGGAAGGUGUGUUUGGACCCCGGCAGCUACGUCAUUGUGGCCUCCACCUACCGACCCAACAUGCCGGCAGAGUUCUUCCUUCGCAUCUUCUCCAAGACUGGCAACACCCUGGGGUCAAAGGAUUUCACCUGCUCCUCUGCCCUCCUCAUGGUUAUGUCGAAGCCAGUCUCCCCAGAGGACCACCUCAGAGUUCAGCAGGUUUUUGAUGCUGCGGCAGGACCAGAUGACAGGCUGGACGCUAAGGAGUUUGUGAAGCUGGCCAACUCAGUUCUGGAGGAAGGGUACCAUCUGCCUCUCGAGACAUGCAGACAGCUCAUCUUUGGAGAGGACACUAAAGGGUUCUGCAGGCUCAGCCGUAAACAAACAGAGAGCCUGCUGUCCAACCUGCGUACUCUGCAGUCCAUCUUCUUCCAGUUUGAUGAGGACUCUUCAGGAACAAUGAGCCCCUUCGAUCUCAGCUUGGCACUACAUGCUGCUGGAGUCCAGUGUGACGGGAAGGUGGUUCAGUUGGUGUCGGAGAGGUUCAGCUCUGGAGAGCUCCACAUGCCCUUCAGUGGAUUUGUGUCUUGUGUCACAAGGCUGCGCAAGCUAUUUGCCCUGUAUGAAACAGAGGCCAGUCGAGAGGUAAAAGACAGAGGGAUCAAUCCUUGGCUGCUUCAACUCCUGGCUGUGUGAAGUGGUUCUCCACCUCGGCUCCACCCAGCCUUUCUGCUUAUCACCGCAGCAGUGUCAUUUCUCUAUCUAUACUAGACCCCCCCCCCUUCCUACACACACACACACACACACACACACACACACACAGACCCCUGACCCUCAGUCACCCCUGCUGGAUGUCUUGGGCUCCAUCAGAUAAGUGGCUCUGUAUCACAUCACAGCUUGUCGUCUCCUUUUCAGUUCAGCAAAGGAUGCAUUGCUGACCACGGAGCGGAGGGAAUAUUAGGAUGGAUGUCUUGU